Molecule: messenger RNA, 618 nt
Organism: Striga asiatica
Lineage: Eukaryota; Viridiplantae; Streptophyta; Magnoliopsida; Lamiales; Orobanchaceae
Source: the annotation of a GenBank genome assembly
AUGAAGGUGAUCUCUGCCAUAAGAAAGCUAAAGCUCUGGCCAAGAAAGAAGAGAAAAAAGAAGACUUUACUAACACACUCACCGGCGCCGCCACCAUCCCGGCCGCCUCCACCUCCACCGGCGUAUUUUCCGGUCGACAGCCAUUACGAGCCGCUUUUGCCUUCGGCCCCGCCCUUGCCCCCUUGGCUCGAAUACGAUUUGCAAUUCCCCCUGAAAUCCGAAGCUAACUCAGUCUUGCAUAAUUCGAUUACAGACAAAUUUAAACCCUAUUGUUCUGAGAUAUCAGAUUCGCAGGAAAUUAUUGAGGCCGAGGAAGAUUCUUUACAUGAUUAUAUGGUUUCGAGUCCGAUUAAGUAUGAGCAGAGCGUGGUCCCUCGGCUCGAGAAAUAUGAAAGGGGUAAUGGCGUUUUUGGGCGAGUUGUUGGGUUUGGUGUUCAUAUUGUGCGCUGUGUAUUUCCUUGCUUUCAUGUCAGAGAAGUUGUUAGAUUAAAUGGAGAGACCGAGAACAAUGCGUGCAACCACGCAGACCGCACGCAUGCGAGAGGACCACUUGGCACCUAUGCGCAAGGUCAACCGGCUAGAGGACCACGCGUAACUCCUCUCUUUCCUAUGAACUGA